AUGCGCAUCUGCUUUUUUUUGCAAAUCUUUCUGUGCGACCCUCUCCUCCACCCGCUCCACCUGCCUUGCCUUGCUCAACUACCUGCCUACCCACCAACUCGACAUAUUGCUCGCCCACCUCCUCUGUUCCCUUUCGUUCGGACUGUUCGUCCUGUGCAAGCUCGAUCGUUUGCACGGUUCCGGAUCCAACCGACCGUUUUUGCCCCCCAAGUUGCACCGCGUCGUCUUUUUCCUUCUUGUUAGCUUGAGGCGUGUGUGUGUGCUGGCUGCUGCUGCUAGGUACCUCCAACUGGCGCCCGCUCUGGUCUACCUACUACCUAUCUUUGGCAAAUGUAUGAAUUGUGCUUGAUUCCCAUUACUGUGUGUUUGCCCCUUGCCGUGAGAGGACCGAAUGAGGUCGGGCGUCGUUGAAUGUUGCGAUUGACCGAAGUCCGGACCCGGCUGCGCAGCCGUGAUGUUGGCCUUCAGCUCGACUUAGGGCUCCCAUCUCGACUUGUGACCGGCUUCGCACCAAUCGCAUCCGCAUCUGGCGCAUCUCAAUCAUGUCUCGACGGAUAACAGACAAGAUCGCAUCCCUUGGGCCGGAUGAACCCUUCUACACGUUCGAGGUAGGCCUCCAUUGCGCUCUCGGCUUACUCCGCGCUUAACUCCAUCCUCACCCGCCGUCGAUCUGCUGAGGCGACGAGCGACGAUGCUGACCGUCCUUGCCCAUGAUUCACCCAGGUGUUUCCACCCAAGACCUCACCCGGUGUAUCGAACCUCAUCUCACGACUAUCCCGCAUGUCAUCACUCAACCCGUCCUGGAUUCACAUCACGUGGGGAGCCGGAGGAUCGACCCAUUCGACCUCUCUACAAUUGGCCGAAGCGAUCGUUUCCAAGACGAAUGGACUCGGCUUGGACGCAUGCUUGCAUUUGACGUGCACGAACAUGGAGAGGAGUGUACUGGAUGAGGCGUUGAAGGUCAGUACGGCGGACCGGGGGUCGGUCUUCUGGGCGAGACGAAGCAGGUCUCGGGAGUCGCGGGCCGAGACGACGUGCGAAGGGCCGAAUGCUGAUGCGGUCCGGUGGUUCUGAUGACAACAGAGGGCAAAGGAGCUGGGUGUGGUGAAUCUGUUGGCGUUACGAGGAGGUCAGUCGAUUCGAAACUGAUGCCUGAGCGAGAGUAUCUCCGAUCGCUAAUUUCCCAAGUCGUUGUCUCUUCACAGAUCCACCGAGAGGAGAGGAAUACUGGGUCGCUUCGGACGGCGAAUUCCAGCAUGCGACCGAUCUGAUCGCGUACAUCAAAGAGCACCACGGAAACGACUUUUGCAUCGGCGUCGCAGGUCAGUGCUCUCUCAUUCGCUUUCGAGGUCAGUAGGCGGCCCUGGCACGGGAAGCUGACACUGGAGACGAUGGGGUCACCGACAGGCUACCCCGAAGGACACGCGGACUCGGCGGACAAGUCGGCCGACAUUGACUACCUCUUCGCGAAACAGCAAGCCGGUGCCGAGUUUGUCGUCACCCAAUUGUUCUAUUGCGUCGAGACGUUUCUCAAGUGGCACAAGGCGUGUCGGGACAGAGGUGAGUUUGCCACAGGGGUGUAAGCCCUUUUUGGGACCUUGCUCUGACUCUGCUCGUAUCAGGUAUCACCAUCCCCAUACUACCGGGAAUUAUGCCCAUUCAAAACUACCAAUCGUUCCGACGCAUGACGAACUUGUGCAAGAGCCACAUCCCACCCCAGAUCGUCAAGGAUCUCGAGCUCAUUCAGGUAGGCCCGUUCGUGACCUUCGAAUUGAGGUGAUAUCUGACUCUCCAGCAUACAUUCGCUCGCAGCACGACGAUCAAUCGGUCAAAGACUACGGUGUGCGACUAGCCGUUUCGAUGAUGCGAGAACUCUGGCAAGCCGGGAUCAGAGGUUAUCACCUGUGCACGCUCAACUUGGAAAAGUCCGUUAGUCGAGUGCUCGAGCAAUUGGACUGGGUCGAGCACCCCCCACCAUCACCCUUGAUCAAGGAACCACAAGCGAAUGGCGUCGACACAUCCAAACCCUCUUCGCUGUUGCCUUCACAGGUUGAGCUAUUGAGAGCGAAAGGCUCCAAAGGGGGUGUGGACGGGCAAGGCGCGAGAAAGGAUAGUCCGACCAGUUGGGACGAGUUCCCCAACGGUCGAUUCGGUGAUGCCCGCAGUCCAGCCUAUGGUGACUUGGACGGAUACGGAGUGGGACUCAAGCUCACUGUGAGUUUCGGCUAUUCGCUUCCAUGACGUCGAGGGACUGCAGCUGAGACAAAAAGGUCUCUUCUCGUAGCCUGCUGAGGCACUUCGACAAUGGGGUUCUCCCACCACGCUCGCCGACGUCUCCAACAUCUUUUCUUCCUAUCUUUCCGGCAAACAAGCUUCGAUCCCAUGGUCCGAAGAAGCACUGCGAGCCGAGACGAAAACGAUCGCGCAACACCUGAUCCGACUCAACGACGAACGCCAUUGGUGGACCGUCGGAUCCCAACCUGCCGUUGACGGUGCACCUUCCGGCGAUCCCGUCUAUGGGUUCGGUGCCAAGGGUGGAUACGUCUACCAGAAAGCCUUCGUCGAGUUCUUCUUGACCGAGGCAGAGUUGGAUCAAUUGGAACGACGAGCCGAAGAGGAUGCCAAAGCAAGACAGGAGAAGGACGCGGGGGAAGGCUUGAUCAAGUGGUACGCUGGGAAUCGCGAGGGCAGGUUGAGGAGCAACAUGAAGAAGGACAAUGUCAACGCCGUCACAUGGGGCGUGUUCAACGCCCAGGACAUCGUGACGACGACGUUGAUUGAGGAGAUGAGUUUCAAGGCAUGGAGUGUGAGUGUCUUUCCGACUCGAGCAUCCAGUUGAGUCAUCCACUGACGGGAUCACGUAUUUUGAUCUCAUAGGAGGAAGCCUUUGCCAUCUGGCUCGAAUGGUCCCAUCUCUACCCGGCCAACUCGGCCUCGCGCAGAUUCAUUCGCGAGCUAGCGGACACGAGGUGGCUCGUUUCGGUCGCACAUCAUGACUACAAGCAAAUAGACGGGCUGUGGCAAUGGUUGCUGGCGGCGCCGAAGGUUUAG
This is a messenger RNA of Microbotryum saponariae, 3051 nucleotides long. Lineage: Eukaryota; Fungi; Basidiomycota; Microbotryomycetes; Microbotryales; Microbotryaceae. The record is from the annotation of a GenBank genome assembly.